AUGUCCAUACCACGCCUUGAAUUAUGCGGUGCAGUUCUUCUGGCUGAGUUAUUCCAAUCGGUUGUUCCACAACUCCCUCCUGAUGACUUCGACACAUUCUACUGGACGGACUCCACGAUAGUGCUAGCAUGGUUAAGCAAACCGCCAUGUACCUGGACAUGUUUUGUGGCAAACAGAAUUGCCAAGAUUACACAGUCCGUAGAUGCUGGGAAGUGGUCUCACGUGCGGUCUGAAUUCAAUCCAGCUGACUUGGCUAGUAGAGGCGUGGCUCCACAGGAUCUCGCCUCAAGUAACUUGUGGUGGAAUGGCCCACAAUGGCUACAGCUUCCUAAGGAGCAAUGGCCUACUCCAAUAGAAUUCGUACCUGAGACAGAACUUGAGCAGCGUCCUGUCAAAUGCAACUUGGCUAAGUUGCCACCAUCGGAGGAUUACAUAGAUCGUUUUUCAGACCUAAGUCGUGCCCUCCGGGUGACCGUUUAUGUCCUGCGGUUCCUAAGGCGUUGCAAGGUACCAUCUACGGUCUUGCCAACUGAAAUCAGUACCGCCGAAAUCCGAGAGGCACAAGAGUGUCUUCAUGUUCUGACCCAACGGCAAGGGUAUCCAAAAGAAUACAGUUGCUUGUUAAAAAAGCAACAGAUCCCAUCAUCCAGCCCUCUCAAGAACCUGAAUCCCUUCUUAGACCACAGAGGGGUACUGCGAGCAUCGGGCAGGCUUGUUGCGUCCGACACGCUUUCCUACGAUGAGAGACAUCCGAUUAUAAUACCAUAUUCCAGUCCAUGGGCCCGUCUACUGGUUCGAUUUACUCACCGCAUAUCCUUGCAUGGUGAGAGUCAGCUCCUAAUGCGACUCAUUCGAUCCAAGUAUUGGAUUCCAAAGCUUAAAACUUUGCUAAAAGCUACUAUUAGUGCAUGCAAGGUGUGCUUGAUCUACCGAAAGCGGUUGCAGACCCAAUUCAUGGGGGAGCUGCCCGCGGAACGGGCCACUUUCUCACGUCCGUUUACACACACUGGCGUAGAUUUUGCCGGUCCCUUUGAAAUUAAAAAUUAUACGGGCCGUGCGUGCCUUAUCACAAAGGGCUACGUGUGUGUAUUUGUCUGCUUCAGCACAAAGGCAAUCCACCUUGAAGCUACGUCAGACUUGACGAGUGAAAAAUUCCUGGCGGCUUUUGCGCGCUUGGCUGGUAGAAGAGGCUGCCCACAGAAAUUAUAUUCAGACAACGGUAAGACAUUUGUGGGUGCCUCAGCCAUUAUCACGCGGGAUUUCCUACAAGCAACGAGAGAGAUGGUCACUGCACACUACAGCCACCAAAACCUAUCCUGGUACUUCAAUCCGCCAAGUGCGCCACAUAUGGGAGGACUGUGGGAAGCAGGAGUGAAGAGCUUUAAGGCGCAUUUCUACAAGUCUGCUUCCUCAGUCAAAUAUACGUUUGAAGAACUUUCGACAUUAUUAAUAAAAAUCGAGGCGUGUCUCAAUUCACGGCCCAUUUCUCCAAUGUCAGAGGAUCCUACUGACUUAUUAGCCUUGACUCCCGGGCAUUUUUUGAUCGGUGGCCCACUGCUAGCUCUGGCCGAACCAGAAAUUAAAGCUAACGCAGUAUCCAUCAUCAACCGUUGGCAACGUUUAAAGGGCCUUCAUCAACAAUUUUGUGUCCGAUGGAAGGAAGAAUACCUAAAGGAGCUCCACAAACGGAAUAAGUGGCAGUCACCAACUACGAAUCUCCAGGUCGAUGACAUGGUUAUCAUAAAGGAAGACAACCUGCCCACGAACGAAUGGCGCCUCGGCCGAAUUCAGAAGGUUUGCCCAGGUGCAGACGACAAGGUCCGAGUGGUGGAUGUUCUUACGUCAAGAGGCGUAAUACGUCGGCCGAUCGCGAAAUUAAUACUUCUUCCACUCCUAAAGUAA
Molecule: messenger RNA, 1902 nt
Organism: Drosophila ananassae
Lineage: Eukaryota; Metazoa; Arthropoda; Insecta; Diptera; Drosophilidae
Exons: 1
Coding region: 1-1902 (633 amino acids)
Biological process (GO): DNA integration
Molecular function (GO): nucleic acid binding
Source: RefSeq, a predicted model, not a curated record